Messenger RNA from Nannospalax galili (Upper Galilee mountains blind mole rat), 1565 nucleotides. It is a transcript of the gene Tceal7, whose product is annotated as transcription elongation factor A like 7. The coding region runs from base 702 to 1025 and encodes 107 amino acids. The record is from RefSeq and is a predicted model, not a curated record. Lineage: Eukaryota; Metazoa; Chordata; Mammalia; Rodentia; Spalacidae. The transcript is spliced from 8 exons.
CCUACAUUCCCUUCACUUGAGACUGUAAAUCUUUUUCCCUAUUUGCCAACCAGAGACAAUAAAACUGCUAUCGUCAUCGCAUAGUAUCUAUUCACCUUUCUCGGAUUACCAGGGAAGAUCAGCCUUUUAGGAUCAUGGUCCUAUACUCUUAGAGCGUCAAAGCUACCUCAGCCGGAAGUGAUCUUUUCUUCGUCAUUGAUGGCCUGAUGGCUGUAAGGUUGUUCUUUGCUUGUUUGUUUGCUUGAAGCUUGAAGACAAUAUUAUUAGAUUUUAAAAAGAAAAACCCCAGGACAGGCAAGAUGUAAAUCUCUGCAGCUUCCCAGAGGAGGAGAACGGAGGAGAGAAGGAAAAAAAAAAGCCAUGCUGUUUGAGUUCAGCAGAGUUCUGGGAUUACAGGUAUGUGCCUUCAUGCCUGGGUUUAUAUGGUGCUAAGGAAUGAGCCCAGGUCCUCAUGAAUGCUAGACUAUAAGGAAAAUCAUAUCUAUUUCUGAAGUGGGUAGAGAAGACUUCUACUUUCCUGUUCUUGGUCAAUAAUAGGGUUUCUUGCUCUUCUGGGUACGAGCUCUUUGCUGCCCUGAAGACUUGUGGCCAAGGAGAGGAGGAGGUCUCAGAGUCUGUGUUCACAGACACCCCCAGGCCAGAAAAAAAAAAAAAAGUGGGAAAUUACUUGCAGUCCGCACAGUUAAGCAUAAAGCAACACCAUGCAAAAAUCCUGCAACGAAAAUGAAGGAAAGCCCAAGUGCAGCGAGCAUAAGAGGGAAGAGGAACGCCCAGGCGAAGCGUUUGAACGCCCUAAUGGAGCGUUUGAACCUCAGCGAAUGGAAGGGAAUUUUAGGCAGAGGCUGCUUCAGUCUCUCGAAGAAUUUAAAGAAGACAUAGAUUACAGGCAUUUUAAGGGUGAAGAAAUGACCAGAGAGGAAGAUGAGAUGGAAAGGUGUUUAGAAGAGAUAAGAAGUCUGAGAAAAAAAUUUAGGGCUCUGCAUUCUAACCAUGGCCAUCCUCGGGACCAUCCUUACCCUCUUUAAUGUCACGUUCCUCAGAAAUAAUUGAUUUUCUGUCAUUAAUAUUGCCACUACUUUCUGUUUCUACAUUUCUUGACAAAUAUUGGCUAUCAUCUUCACCUCCACCUCACUCAUUUAAUAAGAAUUUUGUUCAUUUACAUUAGAUCACGAUUAUUUCAUAGUACAUUGUAAACUGAAAACAACAAUCUAAGAAACAGUAUAUAUGCCUUAAAUGUUCAUUUAUUCAUGAUAACAUGCAAAACAAAAUGUCUAUUAUACACCAAUGGGAUGAAUGUCUGUAUGAUCUGUAUUUCCUUUGCUUUUUGUACCUAUAUGCAUCUUUUCAUUUUCCAAAAGAUAAAUACAUGUUUGUAUCUCUAUAUUACCCAGGAGACACAAAAAAGGAAAACAAAUAGACAUCAGUGAAAGAGGCUUGUCAAUCACUUUUGAAAGGCGGUGCAACAGUAAUCUUUUAAUAACAGAAGUGUAAGAAAAGCAUGUAAACUGUAAAUUACCUUCGGCUGUCUUAGCCAGAGGAAUAAACUGACAAUUAUAAAAUACACA